CUGAGGGGUUGGAGUGAAAAUGCAACAGGGAAAGAUGCAUCCGAUACAUACUUGCAACUCUAUCAGACCUUUUAAACAAAGAAAGAGUUUGGCAAGCAGAAUGGAAGAAGUUAUAGGCAUUCGGGGGAAAUUCCCUACAAAAAUCCCUGUAAUUGUUGAAAGGUAUCAAGGAGAAAGGUUCUUGCCACUGCUAGACAAAACAAAAUUUCUUGUACCUCAGGAACUGACCAUGACACAAUUUAUAAGCAUCAUCAGAAGCAGGAUGGGACUGAGUUCAACGCAAGCUUUCUAUCUGCUAGUAAACAACAAGAGUUUAGCCAGCAUGUCUCUGACUCUGGCUGAAAUAUACCAGGAUUACAAAGAUGAAGACGGAUUUAUAUACAUGACUUACGCUUCCCAGGAGAUGUUUGGAUACUUCUUGGCCACUGGCAAAGGGAAAUGUAAGGAAUGUCUCCUAAAAACAUAAGUGUCCUUUGGGAGGCAGCUGUGCCUAGGCAGCUGCAUUGUGAAUCAUGCAAGUUACUUGAAGAGAAAGGAUGCUCUGAAGUGGGCUGUACUGAAGGAUUAAUGGCCCAGGAGCUGGCAAGGCCCAGCGAAAGAAGCAAGUGGUGUGAUAAACUAUCCUAAAUAAAGGACAUGGGCAUUUUGGGGGGGUAUUUGAAUGGAUGCUUGUGUGCCAAAAGAAAAUAGUUGGGGUAUGCUUUGGUGGUUUGUUUUCUUCCUUUUAAAAAUGCCCUUAAAUUAUGUAAUUGUUUUUUAAAUUGUUAAUAAAGUUGAAGACCGGUGAGAUGCAAAUAAAGGAAUUUCAAGAUUGGGGGGGGGGAGUAAAUAUGGGAAACUGCCACAGAACCAUGUUGCAGUGUACAUUAAAGAUCUGGUAAACAUUCUGGUUAGUGUAGCAUUCCUUGUUUGGAAACUCAAUUUUGUAGCACAGCAAAACAGAGAACCUAUAGUUGGCUUUUCAGUCAGUUGUUAUCAUCCUCUGGAAGGAAGACUCCUCAAGAGUAGGGUGUGGUUUUGUUUUGUUAGUUUGUUUUUUGGCUUAACAUUGCCAAGUGGUGAGUCUUAUGUGCAACUUGGUUUUAGACAGGAGGUCGAUGUUGUGCCAUGUGAUGGGCUUCUCCAGAAAGCAUUAAUGCAUACUGAUCACUACAUGGUCAGUACUCAAGGUCGGGUCAGGAAUGCUAAGGGUACAGCUCCCUAGAUAGGAGUGAGGUCAGAAUGCAAAUAGUUACAUGGUAUCUUGCAACUGUUUAAAUUGAGGGUUUCUAACCUUAGCACAGAAGCAGCAGUUCCUAUGGCUAUAGAAGGACUUUUAUCCUGCGACUGAGUGUUGCCUUUUGAACUCUACUGUGGGGUUCAGUGGAGCCUUUUAACUUUGACUCCUGUUGAUGAUAAGAUUACGUUAUAAAAAUGAGUCUUGUCAAAAGUGUUUCUUUCAUAGUUCACAUUGCAUAGUGCAAGGGGAUUGAAAAUUGCUUAGCCUAAUCCUUGCUGAUAAAGUGAGUCCAUUGCACCAACAUCAAGCUUAAGGUGGCUGUUCUUCAAUGGUGCUAGCACCUUAGUUGGCAAAAAUAUGCAACUAAAGUUCAGGU
Eublepharis macularius is the source of this 1595-nucleotide messenger RNA. RefSeq names its product microtubule associated protein 1 light chain 3 gamma (gene MAP1LC3C). The transcript has 4 exons. Gene Ontology annotation, cellular component: cytosol; autophagosome membrane; autophagosome. Gene Ontology annotation, biological process: autophagosome assembly; cellular response to nitrogen starvation; autophagy of mitochondrion. NCBI's taxonomy places the organism in Eukaryota, Metazoa, Chordata, Lepidosauria, Squamata, Eublepharidae. The record is from RefSeq and is a predicted model, not a curated record. Gene Ontology annotation, molecular function: ubiquitin protein ligase binding. Bases 20 to 466 code for a protein of 148 amino acids.